Molecule: messenger RNA, 594 nt
Organism: Colletotrichum destructivum
Lineage: Eukaryota; Fungi; Ascomycota; Sordariomycetes; Glomerellales; Glomerellaceae
Exons: 2
Coding region: 1-594 (197 amino acids)
Source: RefSeq, a predicted model, not a curated record
AUGCGCGCGACAACCCUCCUCUCGGCGUUCUUCGCCGCGACCCUCGCCGCUGCGGAAACCCGCCUUGCAAAGGUCUACAUCGAGCCUGUCUCGCCUACGCCGCAGACACCCGCCCUCCUCGCUGAGAUCGAGUACGAUGCCAAACGUCCCGCCGACGCGAGCGUCACCUCCUACGAAGCCCCCGACCUCUCCGCCGGCGCCAAUGACGGCCCGGUCCCGAAGCUCGUCCGAAUCGGCAUCUUCGACCCGUCGACAUCGGAGUGGACCUCGUCAGUGUCCGUGGCCUCGACGGAGAACUUUGACAAGGGGUACGCGCCCAACAUCAUCCUCAGCGUGGACGGCGUUUCCGAAGAGGUCGUGGGCGCCGGGCUCAAAGGCGUGAGGAUCGAUGCAGGCGCGACGAGGGAUUUCGGCCCCCAGGCUGUUAUGCGAGUCAGCGUGCAGGGAAAGACGCCUGAGUUGAAUAAGCCGGUUAUUCUGAGCCCCGAGGGUAGGAAGGUCGUGCAGGAGGAGAAGCCGUUUUGGCUCAAGUACUGGUGGGUGAUUGCGAUCAUCGUGUUAAUGACCGUCACGGGUGGAGGAGACGGAAAGUAG